CUUGACUCACACCUCCUCUCAUUCAACACAUCCAAUCCCUCACCAUGACUAGCAUAUACACUAAUUGGUUUACAUCGGUAAAAGAUGAAGGCUUAUCAUUUUCCCCGUUCCACCUAACAACCCUACAAUCCUACCUGGACGGCUCCAUCCCCGUCACGGACGCAGCCUCCCAGCUAUUAGACCCAUCCCAACCACAACGAUGGGAUUACUCCUGUUACCCAUGGGAGGUACUACUCUUCCUUGCGAAGGAUCACGAAGAAGCCCACGAGGACAUCAUCUCACUCCUCCACGCGAUCUUUGACCUCCCACCACCCUUCAACACCGACGAAGCGAACUGGACCCUUGAGAAAGAAACUAUCUUCCCUCAAGUCUGGCGCGAUCUACGCGAUUCGCUGGAAGCCCAAUACCACGAGGUCAAAAUACUCUCUGAUCCCAUGUAUGCCAAAUGGGUAAACUAUCACGCUUUCACGGGGCGUCUGAUAUCAUCUUCGCUCAUGGAGCCCUACUACUGGGCGCUGCAUCUGACCGUCGAGGCGUUGGAGACGAAGGUGGACGAUUCAAAGCCGACGGCAAAGCAGGAUGGAAAUAUCGCCGCAGCAGGACAGUACUUUAUCCACGCGGCCAAGGAUUUGUUGCAUAAUCCAUUCCGAGGUGCGGAGGGGACUCAUGCCACGUCCUGGGGGAAGGAUAGCCAGAUGUGGCAGGAAGAGCAGGGGUUUAGUACGGAGCGAUUGGGGUUUUGGAGGCGGCGGUUUGGGCAGUUGAGGGUGUUGGAGACUUUGAGUGAGGGGACGAGAGAGGCAGCGCGCAGGGCGGAGGUGGGGAUGGAGAAGGCUGAAAGACAGGGGAAGAAGAAAUCAGGCAGAUGAAGCGUUUGUACAGUGGAGGUGUCAAUAUUCCGAGCUCACCGGGGUAGUAGAUUACGCCUGGAUUACUUGGGUGGUUGGGAGAUUAACACGAGAUAUAUGGGUGUGCUGGAACAGCGAAAUGUAGGACUUCAUAGUUUGUGGUAGGAUAAUGGGAU
Molecule: messenger RNA, 1024 nt
Organism: Aspergillus steynii IBT 23096
Lineage: Eukaryota; Fungi; Ascomycota; Eurotiomycetes; Eurotiales; Aspergillaceae
Product: DUF3632 domain-containing protein
Exons: 2
Coding region: 45-869 (274 amino acids)
Source: RefSeq, a predicted model, not a curated record